GGGCGGGGCCUGAGCUCCGGUUAGGGGUUACCACCGCCCAUCCCAGUUGCCUUGACGAUGAGGGCUUCCUCUAAAGAAAACAUGGCAGGGUCGUCCGUAGGAAUGACCUCCUGGGGCCCGACCACCCCUGGGGUGACGCCAGCAGGCAGCACGACUGAUUCUGAGAAAAAUAUUGAAUUCCAGGAGAAUGAAAGGAUUCUGUCUCCAGAUAUACUCACCACUAACCAGAUCAUUGACCUGCUGGGAGAAGAGGACGUGGAAAAAAUUCAAGAAAAAAUGGGAACGUUUCUGAAUUUUAAAAAUCUUCAGACUAAUCUACGAGACGCCAUUCUAUUAGACUACUACGUGGCUGGGUUCUGCUGGGCCAAGGGAAUGAACUUUUCUAUUGACCAGUAUUCAAAAUUUAUGACUUUGCUGGACAUGUUACUUCAAAAUCUUCAAACGCUGCAUAUGUCCUUAGAGGACAGCAUCAAGUGGCUCGGGGAAGUGAUGGCAGAAAUUGGACCAAACCAUUCACAGAAGAAUAAGAAUUUUCAUAUCUUCAAUGUCAAGGAAGCCAAUGCCAUCAUCGAUUAUUUAAAAAUCAGCUUAUUCCAGCACUACAGGCUCUACGAGUUUCUGUUCUACUCGGCCAGGGAAGAAAUUGUCAUCGGGACCGAGCAAACCAUAGAGGCCGUCAAGCCUGCAGACCACCCUUUCCCAGCCCCUCUGGAAGAAGGUAUCUCACUGAGCAUGUAUUCAGCCUUCAUAGAGCGGUUGCCAACGCUGGACACUGAACAGAAGGGGCUGGAUCAAGAGCAAGGGCCUCGGGAAUCGCUGCUGGAGAGUGAAAUGGGAGAAGUGGAUCCCUUAGGUGGCUUCACCAUUGAAGACGUAAAAUUAGCCCUGGCACGAGUGACGGAUGAGGUCUUGAUAAGCAUUCAGAACGAGAUAAACGAAAAACUGCAAGUACAGGAAGAGUCCUUUAAUGCGCGAAUAGAGAAACUGAAGAAACCCUGAGAAUGCAGUACAAGUUAAUCUUCCGAGAAACCAACAAAACCGGCCAGAAUAAUAAUGUCUCUAUAGCACUAUGUCACCUCCAUGAAGCCCUGGAAGGAAAACCCACUUCCCGUUAUCCCGAGUGAUUGACAAGGCGUCGUCCCGCCCCUCCCAUUCCACACCCACCUCUGAGUUUACAGGGCCAAAAGCAAGAGCAUUGCUUUGUAUGAUUUUGGAAGUUCUAUACGAAAGUACUAUUGUUUUGACUAAUGAAUACUAUUCCUCCUUCUCGGGAAUGAAACUAACCUUUUGAAAUAACAAUAAAAAAUGUAGUAAAGUAAUAGUACCUUUACCCAUUAGUGGCCAGGUGGGUCCGGUUGAUGCGGCAUUGUGAGGAGAGGCCAGAAAUCGUCACUCUAAGGUCAAACCUACUAAACAACGGCCAUCCUGCUAUGCACUGAGGGGGCGGGUUGGUUCUUUUGUUUUUUUGUUUUUUCUUAUUUAACUCAUUUGGUUUUCUUAUUUAAACCUUUCAGUGUGAAACCAAUUUUCUGAAAUUAUAUAAUGCAGUUUGAAGCAUUUUAA
Messenger RNA from Rattus rattus (black rat), 1563 nucleotides. It is a transcript of the gene Cabcoco1, whose product is annotated as ciliary associated calcium binding coiled-coil 1. Bases 58 to 999 code for a protein of 313 amino acids. Lineage: Eukaryota; Metazoa; Chordata; Mammalia; Rodentia; Muridae. The transcript has 8 exons. The record is from RefSeq and is a predicted model, not a curated record.